Messenger RNA from Perkinsus marinus ATCC 50983, 999 nucleotides. RefSeq lists its product as hypothetical. The record is from RefSeq and is a predicted model, not a curated record. Lineage: Eukaryota; Perkinsozoa; Perkinsida; Perkinsidae. The transcript has a single exon. The annotation marks the transcript as partial. Gene Ontology annotation, molecular function: protein binding.
AUGUCCCGCAAGAAUCCUCAGAUCCUUUGCACUCGCGACUACCUCUACGUGGUCGGCAGUGCUACUGGUGCUAGCGGCAUUGUGAGGAGUGCUGAUAUGGGCGCUUCCUUCACCGCUAUUGGUGCGGAAGGCUUCACAGUUAGCACUAUCCCGAGUGAGGUCGAUGGCAUCUGGCAGCUCGGUCCCGAGUUCCCUUACUCUGGCUUCGAGAGUUCUGCUGCUGGUGUUGUCGGCGCUUGGAAGCUCGUGGUCUGCGGUGGUGGCCUCGAGAAGUGCUGGAAGUGUGCUUCCGCUGAUUGUUCUUACUGGGAACAAGGUGGCAAGGUUGCCGAUCAGGUCAGGGACAGACAUGGCGGCCGCAUGUUCGCUAACGGUCAAGGUGAUCUGAUUCUCAUUGGCGGCAGUACCUCUGCUGGUGUUCCUUACUCUGAUGUGUGGAGGUCUCGUGAUGGUGGUGACACCUUCGAGCAGCUCACGGCUAACAUCGCUUCGGAUGGUGUUGGAAAGACUGGCGCUGCUUACACUUUCGCCCCACGCACAGACUCUUGCCUUGUGCAGACUGGUGACGAUACGCUUCACAUCAUCGGUGGUCGUAACGACUCUGUCUCUUCAACUGCUACCGUAUUCCAGAAUGACUGGUACACCUCUUAUCCGGGCAGGUUGGACUACUUCGAUAGCAACUACGCUGCUGCGAAUGAGCAUUACAUUGGCUCUGGUGACGCUGCUACUCAGUACGCUGCUCGUCCUACCGUCAUUGGUGCUUCCCCUCACUGGAAGCAGAAGCGCAGCAUCGAGGAUGACAUCGUUAUCCGCUUCAGCGAGAUGCUCCACGAUGGCAAGAAGUUCAUGCCUAGUCGUCUCGUCUGGGUCUGCCGUGGUACUUCGCGGUGCUCUUCUACCGUUGGUACUGCUUCUGCUGCGACGACCGCUGGUGGCACUUACGUUGCCGUAUGUAACGUCACUCAGAGUGGUCCUCUUGGUCGUGGUUGCUGCCAGAAG